Molecule: messenger RNA, 42832 nt
Organism: Xyrichtys novacula (pearly razorfish)
Lineage: Eukaryota; Metazoa; Chordata; Actinopteri; Labriformes; Labridae
Source: the annotation of a GenBank genome assembly
ACAGAACGGGCAGAACAGAUCAGCUCUGUGUUUACGUUGAGAUGCUUACAACAAAGGACAGCGCACCGCGGAGAGCCUGUCAUUUAAAAGAAAACACCGUGGAUAUAUUCUCUAACAGCCAACCUUUUUAACUCACAACCACGGGAAAGGGGGAGACGUUAAUCCUCGUUGGCUUAUUAUUUGACGUGAUGAGGGUUUCACUUUUCUCUUUCUGUCAAACCUGCUCCGAGGGGAGAAAUUAAGACGAAAUUUUCUUUAUUUUUUAAGCCGGUGGAGCGUUAGCUAGCUUGCUAGGCUCAGCAAGUUGGGAAGCCAGGCACCAGCUGGAGGAGAAGCUAGCAGUCCUGUCAGCAGCACCGAAGACAACAAAAGGAUUUCAUCAUUCACAUCGCAGUAAGAGCAUGUUUACAAGCCACCUGACUUUGCUCUAUAACGUUAGGAACGCCACGGCGGUUCACAGAAAGCUAAUUUAGCUGUAGCACUGUUCAUUGUUAUUGACGGUCACCUGCUUUGUCCUGCAAGUGGCUCUGCCCAUGCACGGAUUUAUGAGCUGAUACAGUAGUUUAUCAAUUUCCUCCUUCUCUCGUGUUCAUGCACAUAGCAGGUAAGUCAUCACAGGACUGCUAUUGUGAGUGCUGCAGCUGCAAAGUCUUUGUCAAGUUGCCUGCACAUACUCAUGCACCUGUUUUGACUCUGUCUCUUUAUCUGGGUGGAAAUCAGAAGCUCUGUGAAGAUAAAGCUGCUGGGGUUUUUGUGUGUGUACGGAGGCUUGAGAAAUGCAGGUAUUAGUUUACAUCACCUCCAGUCUUUAUGCUGACCUGUCACAGAGGGGGUCGAGUGAGAAAGGGAACAUUGCCUGAUAAGGAAUUAGGCAAAUGAAUGGAGUCGAGCCAUUACUGAAGCUUGAUUGCAAGUUAAUGACUCUCCUCCUCUCUCCUCUUUCGCUAUCACCCAUCUCAUCUUGCUUUGUCUCCCUCACUCUUUCCUCCCCCUCUAUUUCUUUUCCUCUCCCACCCGCCUUGCUGCCCUUCUCUAUCUCCUUCUUUUACUCUGUACUGGUAAAACAUGAGGUGAAAUACUUGGUUUCUGAUAGAGAUCUCACUGACUCCUUUUUCUUGUCACAGUACAGACAGAUGACCAUUAACUCUAUCUGCCCUAGGCCUCAUUUCCAUUGUUUGCUUGUGGUAGUGAUGACUGAUCAGGGAACUAUAUUUUCUAAAGGCUUUACACUUGGGUAUAAAGUUUAUUUUUCAUUUCCUUUUUUAAAAAAAAGCAAGUCUUUUUCCUUUUUUCUUUUGUGUGCAACUGGAGAGUUAAGGGCAGGAGAAAAUUAUAAACAAGGUGUGGUUAAAGGGAACUAUUAUGUAAGUGUAUGAGUAGUUUGAAACCGUUCCAAACAUUGAGCUUCAGACUUAGUGCUGGAAAUGCACAGUAGAGGCCCUUUGUCUUCCAAAACUUUCUUGCAACUCUUGUUUUAUUUCAUCUUUCAAUCAAGCUGCAAAAAUAUGAAUACUCAAACUUUGUGAUUUUGACUUGUCAGGGUACACAUUAGAUCUAAAGCUGUGAGCAUGAGUACUCAUUGGGUGCUCUAUCCGAGUCAGGUUGCAACACUUGCUUAAACAUUACUGCCAUCUCAUUGGAAAGGCUGGAGAAUCUUUUUGUGCAGACUAUUUUAAGUCUGUGUUCUCACUGUCCUUUAAAUGUGAUAACUUCUGGCUGGACGUGCCUUGGACACAGUGAAUGCCGUGUAACUGGGGAGAGUGGAGGUGCUGCAUGCACAAGUUUGUGUUUGCACAUUUGAAUUGGGUGUGCUACCUGCAGGACUGUGUGUUUGUGUGUAUGUGUGUGUUAUAUGUUCUCUCCAGCACAGUUUGCAGUCUCAGUUUCAGGCAGGAAACUAGAGCUGAUGGUGUCAGACAGGAGCUCAUAGGGAGCUCUGAUGUCUUAAUGGAGGCUCAGUGCUGCCGGUAUCCUUAGUAACCUGGUCUGUGGGGACACAGAGAGGCCUCCAAGUCUCGACAGUGACUGGAUGAUAUACCAAUGCUGUCCAGGAGCAUAAAAAUCGUGUAACCUCCACACCGGUAACUAUUUGAAUGUUUUGCUUUGUUUUUAUUUUACUGUCUUGUUUUUAGAGUAGUGUCUGUCUGUUUAAUAUGAAGGUGACAUUUCAUUGUUCUUUUUUAGUAGGUCACUGCAAAUAUGCUGGCUUCCAUGACAGGAAAAGCAUGAUUGUACCUUAACACCCCAAACACUAAGACACUAAAGUUGUACUGAUUGCUAAACUUUGUUCCAAUGCUGUUACAGGACUAUUUAAGAGGCUUAAGUCUAUACUUAAGAUGGUUUUUCAAAACAGGAGAUUGGUGACACUCAAACAAACCAAUCUUUUGAAAAAAAAAAUGCAAACAUGUCCUUUGUGGCUGAAAAGGGUGAUGCAGAUUGCACAACAAGUGCAAGUUUCAUCCUUUCGCAUUAUAGCUGUAAUAUCACAAAGGCAGUGUUGUAAACUUGUAGUUUAAGGAAACAUUCUGCACCUUCAGUGUGAACUGAUUGAAACUGUGUUUUUAUCACAGAUAUCACUCAAAUAGAUGAAAGCUUCAGCUAUUCUGCAGCCAACAGUUGGUGGUUAAGACCUGCAAGUUGAGUGUGUGUGUCUGUCUGUGUGUAUGCAAAAGCAUGCCAUGUGUUUGUUAACAUGGGUCUGCUGACUUUUAAACCUCAGUUACAACACAUCAUGUCAGGAGGCUUUUAUUUUUGUAUGUUUUUCAGGUUUUAUUUAUGUGCGCACAUGCCUUUUUCGGAUCAUUUCAUCAGGGAGGGUCUCUCAACUCAGCAGGGAUCCAUGCUAGUAAUCUUCAGCGCAGCUGAGCUGCAGCUUUCCCCCCGCUGUGUGUGAAGAGCCUGGUACUCUCCUCUCAGUCCGGCUUACUUUCUGCUGGGCUGGUAAACAGACUCAAGUUUGUGGAGGGAGAUUAUGUCUGUCAUGGAAAGUGGGUCAGACAGUGGGCACGUUUUUAUAGCCUUGUUUCUGUAAGGUGGGGAAGGAAAAGGAGAAAGGGGAAACAUUAAACUACCAGCAUUUUUCCAUAGAGUUGCCUGAGGCAGCAUGUGCUCCUCGGCUUUUCUUCCACUCUCCCUCUUGUCAGAAUCAUUAUCAAUCAGUUUCUUGUGCCUCUACGAACAAGACAUACAGCUUGGCUCUUGUUUAUGCUUGUCAUGAGUUUUUUCUAAAGCUGAGCCUUUUGUCGUAGUAAGUCAUAAUGACAUUUAUCGUUCGCAUAAAUAUGAACGUUGGAGGAUUUGCAAAAACUGUGCUCAUCCUUUUUCACAACUGUGCAGAUGUAAGCAGUGAUUAAGCAGCAAUACUAGCUUACAUGUUUCUGAUUGUGACUGAGUAGUGCUCAGAAUCAGAUUGAUCCCAGCAGGAGCUGGAGUUAGUUACCUGCCAUCUCUUCAUGCUUUUAUAUUUCCUUUGAAUUUGAAAUUUGAAUCUGAAAACUUCUUUGAAUCAAAAUCCACUGCCAUGGACAAAAGGACAGACACAUUUUUCAGUUCUAUCCACACUGGCAAGGACUUCACAAUAUGUAUCUUUAUGGAUGUGAAAGUAUUUUGAUUUAGCUCCUGGCACCUUUUGUAAAUUAUGCUGAGUUUUGUAUAAAUACACCAACUCUUCAUAAAGUAUAAUACAGUUUGGACAUGUAUGCUAAAAAAAAUCCAUCAGGCAAUUUCUAAUUACCAGAAUGUUUGGCUAGAAAGACUAGUUUUGCAUGGCUCAUCCUCUUCUGGGUAUUAUUAACAAGUACAACAACAAAGUCCCUCCACUGUCUGCACGUCAUUUUCUGCUAAUAAUGAAAUGCUUCCUGUAAGUCAGUACACAUUACUACAUAAUUAAUGUAAAGUCAUGCCACUGAGAAAUCUGCAUAGUAAAAACUCUAUGAAUAAUUGAACUUUCCUCAGAAUGAAAGCAUUUAACACCCAUGUAAGGAAGGCUCAGCCUAGACAGACAACAAAAGGCAACAGGUAGGAUUUAGCAAAGGCUGAAUAAAGAAAGUGCAAAGAUCUGCUCUCCUUUCUCUUUCUCUGAGUUUCUCUUUUAAUCAACUUUUUACGCAGUUUAGGGGGUAUUAUAGUUGUGUGUCUUAUUUCUUCCACUGCUUUUGUCUUUCACAUUUAUCCAGCGUGCAUUUCUACCCUUUUUUAAAACUUCUCUGUCAUUAAAAAUAACACCAAGGUUUCUUCUCUGCUGCCAACACUUGAGUAAGAGAGAGCACAGUGACGCUGUUCAGUUCUUUUUGAAAAGCUGUCAGGGAGUGAAGUCCUCCUUUUUGCCAGCUUAAAUCUGGUCAGUUAGCUGAAUUUAUGAAUGAAAUCUUUGUUUGUAAAUGUUGGUGCAGUUGAGGGGGAAAAGGCAGUUGAUGUCAGGGUUGGGCUGACUCAUUGAAGGAGCAAAAUCACUCUACCUAAGUUACAAGAAAAUCAUAUGAAGAAGCAUAAUGACAGUAAUGCUUUAGUUUGACUGUUUGACUUUGCUUUGUGUCAUAUAUGACUUAGAUUGGUUAAGUUGUAGAGAACAUCAACCUAUACAAACACACAGGAAGAAGGGUUUCCUGAGUUGAAGAGAUAAAAGAUUUGCAGUAUAUUGCAGAGGAAGGUUGAGAUAUGUUUCAAUACUAACACAGUUAAACAACAUUAGACUGAAAAGUGAAUGUGCAUGCAUGGUAAAAAGCUGUUUUUUAAAUUCAUUUACGAAGUUAUAGAUUGAAACAAUAUGUCAGUAACAGAGUGGCAGGGGAAGCGCUAACAGAGACUUUGAAAGAAUAACGAAAGUGUUUAUUUGUUGAAAAAAGAUCAUUCAGUACCAGAGUAGGGCAGGUUUCGAUAGUUUCUCUUCUCUUGAAGGUGUUUUCAACACCUCUGCCCAGACUCUGACCGCAGCAUACUCUCUCUCUGCCCUUUUUACAGCACCAGAUUUCCUCUUACAAGCAGAAACUGAAAGUCCUGUUGAGGUUUUACAUCAGGAGAUGAGUUUUGUGAAGGUCUGUAUGAUUCUCGAGAAGCCAUCUCUGUGGUUUCCCUGCUGUGUAGUUCCUUUCCUGAAACUACUGAUAUAACCUGGUACCUUCUCUGUUCCACACACACAUUUGCAGACUUGCAUUCACACAUGCACACGCACACACAGAGCCGUAAUUAUCCACUCCCCUCUGAUCGUGCGUGAUUGCCAUUUCCUGCUUCACUUUCCAACCUUCCUGUCUCAAAUGAGCUCUCAUCCUCAUACACACACAAAUGGCUAAGUGUGUAACUUCCCCAGGGUGCUUUGCUGUUCCUGUGAAAGUAUAGAUGGACUGGGCAGUGAGGCUGUUAAGUAAUAGAAGUUGUAGGGUCCUUGUGCACAACACAGCAACAGUGAACAGUGACUGAGAUUUGAAACAGGAGGAGAAUUGGCCUUUGUUACAUGAUGUAAGCUUUCACACAAGACAACAUGGAAGUGUUGUUCGGACCAAAGAUAAACAUUAAGUUUCAUUUGCUUCCAGAAAUCUCAGGCCUGUUCUUUAUUUUUGGAAAAAGUCCUUGAGGUAGAGCCAGUGGUCUGAAGUGCGAGCAGUGCCAAAACCCAAAACAACCCCUUUGCAAUGUAUGCAGCACUAUGCACUGGCUUCUCUCGAUCAUCUGGACAAGAGGCUAAUGGUUACAAACUGUGACCAGGUGGUGUACAGUAAGACUCACACUUUUUCUUUGUAAUCCCCAGAGAUGCAACCCACACCAACACCGGUGAGCUUAUGAAUGAGCCACAAGCAUACAAGCUUAGGGAAAGUUUUCUCUAGGAUAUGACCAUAGACUGUAUAUAGAAUGGACAGCAUCUGCCUCCUCGCUGGGUGAAGCCACUCUGAGAACAGCACCCUCUGUUGACGGGCUGCAGUAUAGGUCAUAAAUCACGCCUCCGCAAGCAAAGCUUAUGGGGCUGUAGACAAACUUUAGACAUUUAUUACACAGAAAAUACAUUUUUCUCCCCCCCGGGUUGGGAUGUUGUAAAUACAGAGAGCUUUUUGGCCUCAAAUCCGUAUAUUGGCAGGAGGCGGAACCAAGUUGUCCAUACAGUCUAUGGAUAUGACCCUCAAAGGGAUAUUCCGGCGUAAAUGUAAGUUGUGGUCAAACACAGUAACACUGAGUUAGACACCCCCUCAAGAGAUGAAUGUUGCUGACUGCUUGCUUCUCUAGUUAUACCAACUUUUGUUAUGACCGCACAAUAUUAAUACACAGCGGUCUAUGUCUCCAUGUGCAAACCUCAACCAAAAAGCAACUCUAUAGCCACAAAUAAUGCUCAGAACAGCACCUAACUUUAUCAACAGUACAUAUAGGGUCCAAGCCAUAGUACUAGCCAUCAAACAUCUUUUUAGCUUUGCCUGGUUUCUAUAGCAAAGAGACCAAACACAACUCACCUACUCUCCUCCAGCAGCCGCUUGUUUGUGGGGGAGCCCCGACGAGUAGAUCACCGAGUGCAGUGAAAAAUUUCCAUUAAGUAAUAGUCAUCAUAAUAAUCAUUUUGCACUGCAGAUGCUGUAUUCUUCUUCCUUAGCGUCUCGGUCUGAUUGCAUUUCUAUGAAGUAAUGAUCAUAAAUGUUCUUCCUUGAGCUGCGAAACUCCACUGCGCUCGGUGAUCGAUUCGUCAGGGCUUGAUAAAAAAUGUAUCUAGAUAAAUUCUAGAAAUCAUUGACUGUCUUAACAAAAAUAAAUAAAUAAAUAUAAAACAGAAAUCAAAUAAAUCCAUUUUUCAUGUUUGGGGUUGUACACAUAACCCAGGACAUUUGGUGCUUUACCAUUCGACACUUCAACUCCAAGGUUCAGUCUGUCUUUUUUAGUCCUUUUCCAAAGUUUGGAACAAUGGUGCCAGCAGCAGAAAAAAAAACAUCCUUAUAUAACAACCUCAGCCUUUUCACCUUGUAAACAGACACAUCAUCACAAAGACAUCUAUAGCAGAUCUAUAGCAGGAAAAACAGUCUUUAUGGCAUCAUGAUAACCAUGACACCACAAGAACCCCCCCUCGCAUGAUGAUAAAUGAAAAACCUGGAGUCAGAGAAUGUAUUUAUUCGCUUGAUUAAAAUGUUCAUUUAUUUCCGCAGAGUUUUACAGACUGCUCAGGAGCAGUGUGGUCGAGAGUGUGUUUUUAUUCAUUUGUCAAACAGAUGUAAACUUGGAAAGGGCUGGAGUGACAGAAAGCUUCAGAUUGGGGGAAGGUUUGAAGAAAUAAAGCGUUGCUGAGACAGUCAAAACUACUAAUUAUCCCAACAACCCUCCACUGCUUACUGUAAUACAUGGUUUUGUGUAAAAUUACAUAAAAUGACUUAAGAAUGAUAUGAGUUGACCUCAAUAACAUCGUGUAAUAAUGAGAAGUUGUUACAAAUUUGUAAACCUCCUCAAUGUGCGCACACAUCAUGAAUCGAUCUCUAUACACUCGUUUCUGCUGUACCGUGCUUCUAGGAAGGUCACAUCAUGUACUAGCCACGGUGAGUGGGUGACUGUGAAGCGCAUGCUGUAUGUAUGUAUUUGACCAGGCACCUAUGUGAUGUACAGUCUGUGUACAGUACACCCUUGUGCGUGACUGCACAUAUCACUGGUAGCAUGUCAACCUCCACAUGUACCAGUGGAGGAAAGUGUGUGCUGUAUCGGCCUUCAAAUGCCAGUGUCUGCUUUUUUGGUGGAUUGCUGCUGUGUGUUGGAGACUUCUCAUGGCUUUGUCUCUUGUUGCGAGUCCACCAGCAGGGCUGUUUGUUGUUUGUGUGCAUACGCUGGUCUGUGUUCUUCUCACUGAAUCAUUGAUGAGGCUGUAAUUCGAACGCCAGCCCUCCUACUUCUUCCCCUACCGUCUGUCAUCAGUUCACCUCCUCCCUGUGUCGCUUACAGGUUAGUCACAAAAUACACAGAGCCCCACAGAGAGGGGAAAAAAAUCUGUAUUUUUCUAUUUAUUUAUUUAUUUUUUCUCCAUCUUGAUGGUCAUACAACAUUACGUGAUAUCUAACAGAUUUAAAAGCUCAUAUGUUGGGUUCAUAUCCUUAACUCCUUGGAUAAAGUGAGAUCAGUAUUCUGGUCAGUUUUUGAAGAAAUGAGCCUGACUUUGAUUUUGUAGGGAGUGAUUCACUUAAGUUAAUCACAGGGUCAGUUGUUGUUUAUCAUACUGUUGUUAGGCUGCUCAAACAUCACACAAUCAUGGGACAAAGAUGUAGCGUAUUAGGCAUGAUUCCCAUUUCUCUGGUGAAAUUAGAACCUGUCAAGUAUUUUAAUCCACUGUGCCGACACAUGUCCACCAACAAGGCGCCUCUCUUUCACACUCAGGACCAUGUUUUGGUGAGGCAAUUCCUGAUCCCAGGAUUCUUCUGGCAUGCCCGUCUCUAGGAGCCUACAGGGCAACCAGUAGUUUGUUUUGAUGAGUCAAUUUAAUACUCAGCAGGAGUUUGGCGCUGCAGGCUCUGACAUAGUCUGCUUUUUAAAGAAAUGAAGGUGUGAACAGGGCUGUCAUACAGCAGGAAAGACUUGGUCCUGUGUGUACAUAGUUGACUUUAAAAGUUGAGAGUGUGUGUUUUUCUUCAGGGGCCUGGUGCCUCGGUGAAGUGCAGAGAAGUGUGUUGUAUGUUGGCUCUUCAUCACCCUAGAAAAUGUUUACUGGACAUUUCAGCAUGUGUCCUCAUGUGUUGGUUUUGUUAAGCAUGAUCCUCAGUGGCUUCUGAUGCCACCUUCACGAUGUUCACAUCUGCUUUCAACAACACAGCCAGGUUUACAUUCCUCACCUUGUUUCUAAUGUGCAAGUCCUUCUCUUGACCCGCUCCACAUAUUUCAUGCCUUGCUGUUUAUAGCUGAUGAGUGUGAGUAUUGUUGUGGCAACGCUUCCUUAGGUCAAGUGUUUGGCGUCUAGCCCAAGUGGAUUAUUCUCAUCUGCCUUGUUUCCCACUCCUCCUUUUUUCCGUCAUAGUCUCACCUUAUGAAAGGAGCUCAGCGUGACUAAAUGUUGCUCACUCGAGUGUCUGUGUAGAAUCAGUGUGUUGGUUACAGCACAUGGGGAAGUGGUCUGUUUUGUGGACCCGUUUAUAAGCUCUGGUUUAGGCUAAUGGUUACCCCAGAGAGCCUAGACACCACAGAGUGUGCCUGUCCUGUACUAGGUUUCUGUAAAAAGGGUGAUAAAAAAAAGACAGAUGGCUGGAGCUAAUUAAAUUUUUAUUCACUGUGUAAGUGAGCAUGUGUGCACCAUCCCGAGUAAGCAGGUUGGAUUUUUUUUUAUGUGUGUUUACUCACAUCAUUGCAAUAGGUGACGGUGAUAUGAUGUCAAUGUAGUGCAGCCAGGAGUAAACCUGAGAAGCGGACUUCAAAUUGUUCUCUGUGAAUCAGAAGACAUGGCAGCAGUUUUUUUCACACCUUGCUGUGUGCACAGUGCUUUUAGUUGAAAACAGUCCAACACCAGGAACACCCCAGCACUCACCAGUGUUACUUUCUUACCCCCAAAGUCCACCGCAUUCGUAACGGCACAGCUGCGGGAUGGUGGCAGUUUUCGUUGUCCGCCAAUUCCCGUCGGAUCUAUUGUGAGGGGAAUUUUGUGUCGAAGAUCAGACAGUGGGAAUUGCAAGGACUCACAAGAACCUGCAAAUUCACAUUGAAUCGAUUUUUUUUCUGUAAGGACAGCCACAUAACCAUACAAGCAGUAGAUUGUGUCCUUCUAGAGGAGGAAAUCCACUCUGUCCAGACCAGCAGAUCAGACGUCUGAAAACCUAUGACUUGUUUGCUCCCACUCACGUUUGAAUGGUGUGAAAUACUAAAUAAUAGUGUUUUAUUUGGAAAACAAGCCAGAUGUUUUAUUUUGUGUCAGUUAUUUUCCUUUGCACUCUGCUGUCAGUGACACAGGAUAAUAUGUUGUCCACUUCUAUUCCACCUGUAGUCUGACAGAGGAGUUUGGUGUCUGUGCUCUCUGGUGGGAGUGAUAUGAAGAAUAAUUUCACUGCAGGCUUCUCAGGACAGGUUUAACUUGGAGGUCACACCAAAGUUACACUUUCUGUCUCCCAUGUCCUCUCACCUGGAUAAGGCUAUCACUCUGUCUGCCCUGAGUUGAUUUCUUCCUUCCCCCAAAGUCACAUGUCAUGGGACUUAAGAUUUUGCUGUUAUGGGUGUUGUGAUUGAUAUUUGUAUGAACAUUGGACCAGACCCUGGACAUCUCUAAGGCCCAACGACCAAGAGAGGUUUGCAUCUUUUUGAGUGGGCAGAGAAUCAGGACUCUGUGCAUUGACAUACUGGCUUGUGUAAAUCACUUUGACUGUAUCUAAAUCACUUUGAGCAGACCGGCUGCAUGGUCUCCUGCGUCUCAUCAGAAACCAUGGCUCUGUAACUCAUGUAAGGAGCUAACACUCUGGUUUGUAUUGAUAAUACAGUCUUAUCAGUGGGUGUACACACUGAGGCCCAGCUUCAGGAAAUUUAGUUCAUGCUACAUUAAUUUUCUACAACGUUGCAUCAGCAGUGAUUUACCCCGUCUCAUAAGACCCUGCGUUUAUUUUACGGUUGCUCUGGAUGGAAUUGGUUUAUAGGUGCCAGUACACACUGUGGGUUUAAAUUCAGACAGUGGAUGGAGUUUUUGUGUGGUCUGGUGGUGUGUGAAUGGAAAUGAGUCUGAUCAUUUACUGCUGGAUGGAGAGAUCCUUGGCUAGUCCCAGUUGUAAUGACAGCAGCACCCAUCGAACCAAAUACUGUUGGAGCUUCAAUUGGAAAGUCUAUUUGCUAAACCAUAAGUUUAAGAGGUAACCAUAUACUAACCACAGGUCCUUCUCAUCUAGGGCAUUUCAUUGUAUUGUUGACUAUGUUUAACCUGCAUAUGACAAAUAAACCAAUCUUGAAUCUUGAAUCUUGACUGUAUAUAGAAUGGACGCCGUCUGCCUCUUCGCUGGGUGAAGGCACCGUGAGAACAGCAACCUCUGGUGACGGGCUGCAGUAUAGGUCAUAAAUCCCGCCUCCGCCAGUAAUCCUUAUGGAGCUGUGGACAAAAUUUAGAAAUUUAUUACACAGAAUAUUAAUUUUUCUCCCCCCUGCUUGCAAUGUUGACAUGUAGUUACUGUAAGACUGGUUUGUACUCAAGUCCUCUUUUUUAUGUACAGCUCCAUUGUUAAAAGUUAUUAGGGAGUUCAUGUUUUCUAUGAUUGACACUUGAUACAGCCUAUGGGCGCACAAAGAUUGCGUAGCUCACUCGGGGAAUACUCUCCCGCUGAAUGCGUACAAUGCUACUUCGCAAUGUUGGUUUUAGGAAGUGGAGAAAAAAAUGCAGAAUUACAGAGAGCUUUUUGGCUUCAAAUCCAUAUACUGGUGGAAGGUGGAACCAAGUUAUCCAUGGUAUAUUUAGUCUAUGGAGGUAACUAACUUUGCUCUGGCAAGUCUCACGCCUCUGAAAAUCUACUGGUUUUCAAAAUUGGAUUUCCAGAUGUUCUCUCCACCAGUAAUUAGGGUGUUGACAUUUCUUAAGUAUAUAUAGGAUAAGUUACUCAAUGUAUACAUUCUACUUCCUCUACUGAUAAAUGCAGAUGUCAUCAAAGGCCAUGAUGGGUCACGCCUUGGUAAAAAGUGUAAGGAUAGGAGGACUUGUUUGUAAUGAGGAAUGUUUUUGCUGUCUUGGGUCGUAUUUUCCUCAUGGACAAAAGCGAGACAGUCAACAGUGAGAGAUUGCACUUUGUGUUGUAGCACCAAUACGCCCACUCCUCCAUGUAAAUCCAAUGACCUGUCAGUUGAGGACAAGUGCACAAUCCAAAGCAUAUUUUAAGAAUAGGCCUACAAAAAUCCCCUCAUGUCCCACAUGCUGGUGGACUACUUCUCAUCCUCACUUACCCUUUCAUGUUCUGCAGUGCUAAAGCCAUCUGUUCACAUUCAUUGAUCAGACCCCUUUGGAGAAGGAAAAGAGACAGAAUCAAAGACGGAGGAGGAAAAAGAAUCUGGCGUCAGGUUUGCCAGCUCCCCCUCACCCUGCAGAUCAGUUUCUGAGUCAUCGGGCGUCUAAUCCACACAGUGUGCAAACCAAUCUCUCUUCUCUGACCCCACCAUGAAACUUUACACUAGAGACUAGACCCAGGGCGUCUGAAAACCAGCACCGCUUACACAGAUAAGGUUUGUGGUCAAACUCAGCGUUCCUCCCUUUUCCUGUCGGUGUAAACCUUCCUGCGUGAUGUGCUGCUUAAUGUCCUGGUUUAGUCACCAUUUGGAGAAAAACAAUAAAAGACAUUCCAUGAAACUGUGGGAAGCCUUUAAUCUCAGGCUCUUUUCCUGCUGUAAGCACUUAUACGGAUGACUGAUGAGCUGAUCCAUACCCCGGCCCUUUUGUUCUUUUGUUUUCUUCUCUCUACCUCUCAAAGUAAAAAUGUGCAAACAAAUUAUUAAGGCAAUAUAAAGGUAUGUUUCAUUUUUAUUUUUCCUUUAAUUUCAUCUGUAGCCAGGGAUGACAAAAAGAAAAGGUAUAAAUCUGUCCCCGCCUCCGCUUAUUGAAUGUUUGCAGGCCCAGCUUUGGCUGACUAAGCGUGGUUACUCCUUUAUGAAUGAGGAAUCUUCAUCCGACAGAGAGCAAUCAUUUUAUUAUUGUGAGCUGAGGACUGUGUGGUCUCCAUGAGCUGGCUGAAGGCACGCUGGCUUCAUCACAGGUGGUUGAGAUUCAUGAUUUGAAACAUUGACUUGGCUCUGCUCCUCCUUGCAUGGAGGUCCUGUCAAGGAUAACCUCUGUAGCCAUCAAGCUGAAUGCUGGGAAGUUUGCUUUGGUAUGAUGAAUGGAGGAAAAGAUGCUAAUUGUAGAUCUUUAUUUCCACUUUAAAAUUGACUGUGAAGCCUUCCAUCAAGAUUGUUCUGUAGAUGUUCAGAAGCCUUUUAACUUGUUAGAAGGACCAACUUUCAAAGGUCCAAAACCUCAAUCGUCUUAUUAGAGCAAUUUCAUGUUCUAAUGCAACAUUUUUCUUAACAUCACAGCUCCUCCACAACCAGCUGGUAUCUUGUCGAGAAAAAAAAAAACCAUCCACUUGCUAUUGAGAAUGAAAAUCAAACAAAAGAGAUGAAAACAAAGAAAGUGUGUGCAGGGAUGUGUUAUGUGGUUAUUCUCCAGUUUUGUUGUAUAUGAUUCUAAAAUGUAUGAAAUGGUUUUUGAGGCUGGCUCGGAGGCUCAUUUGAAAUGUGAAGGAUGUUAUUGUUGAAAUUAAGAGUUAACAUUAUUAUUUUGGUGGGAUGAGGUGACAUCAUAGAGCAGGAGAAAGUUAGAACAACAAACCUUCAGAUGUGCUACAUAAAAAUGAAAUACAGUGUGAAUAAGAAAAUCAUAAAGGAAAGACAAAUGCUAAAUUAGCUAUACAGUUGAAAAAAAUUAUAUAAAUUGCAAUAUAUUGUAAUGCAAUACUCACUGUAUUGCAAAAUGUUAAAAAUCGCAAUAAUAUCGUAUCGUGGGGCCACAAGUGAUUCCCAUGCCUAGUGAACAUUGUUGCAAAGGAGAUAGCCUUUCAUAAUUACAACAAAAGUUACACUUGUUAGUUUAGGCCUCUAAAGGGUUCUUGUCUCAGCCUCUCCAGUAGAGUUUGGCUUUAGCAGCAAUCACCUGUUUUCCUUGAGGCCACGAGUUUAAGCACAUGGAUGUGACUUUUAUCCUCCACUGAACCACAAGACUUAGACCGCUUUCCAAACAGGACUCAGGUUAAGCGGGUUGGAGUUCCUCUUGUUCAAGGUAUUUGGCAAAGAAAGCUUUUGAGGAAGUUCAACUGAGCAUACUACUUCUGCCAUGGUUUACAUCCUGCUGGGUUCACCUGAGUUUCUGUUUCAAAGAUGUGAACAGAUUUUCCACAAGAGAAUAUAGUUAAGUAUGUGUUGCCUUGUAAAUCUGGGUAGUCACAAUUGUAAAAAAAAAAAAAAAAAAAUUGAACAUAAAAACAAAGAAGACCAUAAUGACACAGAAUAAUAUCAUAAUAAUAAAUCAAAAGAGGAAAUUAAUGUUUUGGGAAAGUCAACUGUUAUCUCUCACUCUGAUGAAAGAUGUAACUUUGUAAAGAGUAUAUGUAUUUAUGUAUAUAUGUCCCGGUGACUGCAGAUUCUCCCUCUAUUCCCUGGGAUGUUGUGUCUUGCAGAAGUUGUGGACUGAAUGAUUUGACAAGAGCAGAUCGACAGUGAAGGAGGUGGUUUUGCUCUUAUUAUUGUAAAGCUUUGCGUUUCACACUAAAGCAUCUUGAAAAGAUGAAUGUUGUCGACUGCUUGCUUCUCUAGUUAUACCAACUUCUGCAACAACCGAUACGAUACGAUAGCAAUACACAGUGGUCUAUGUCUCCACGUGCAAACUUGAAACAAACAGCCACUCUAUAGCCACAAAUAGUGCUCAGAACAGCACAACUUAAUCAACGGUACACAAGGGGUCCCAGACAUAGUACUAGCUAUCAAACAUCUUUUUAGCUUUGCCUGGUUUCUUUAGCAAAGAGACCAAACACAACUCACCUACUCUCCUCCAGCAGCCGCUUGUUUGUGGGGGAGCCCUGAUGAGUCGAUCACUGAGGGCAGCGUUUUAUUCAGGAUUAUUACUUCAUGGAAAUGCAAUCAGACCAAAACACUAAGGCAGAAGAACUACUGCGUCUGCAGUGCACAUGCAAGAUACACAAGAACUCUGAUUGCAUUUCCAUGAAGUAACAAUCAUAAAUUUUCCUCCUUGAGCUGCAAAACGCCGCUGUACUUGGUGAUAGACUCGUCAGGGCUCCCCCACAAACAAGCAGCGGUCAUUACUAAAGAUGGUAUAACUGGAGAAGCAAGCAGUCGGCAACGUUCAUCUCUUGAGGGGGUGUCUAACUCUGUGUUACGGUGUGUUUGACCCUGGCUUAAAUUUACGCCGGAAUAUCCCUUUUAUAGCUGUUGCUCAUAAUGGUGAGUGAGACAAACUACAUUUAGUAACUUCCUGGAAAGUUAUCUACCCCCUCUCUUCUCACGCAGUCUUAUGCCUUUCACGGUUCUUAAACUUCUGUUUUCAGUUAUCACACAGGUGGUAUCCUACUGUGCCAGCUGAAUAAUAGAAAUCCCUUUUAAGUCAGGCACUGCCCAGUUUUUAUUUGACAGCAGACAUUACUCAGCAUUCUUUGAACAGUCUCCUUGGUUUCAGACUUAGCUCUGUGUAACUUUAUCUGAUCGGAGCUGCUACCUAAAAACUGAGCACUGCUGUAAAGUGAGCCUUCAGCUAGCAAAACCCAAUCAAUAUUGGUGUGCUACAACGUACAGUACAUUUACUGGUUUUCAUGUUAGAGCACCUUUUUGUCCCAUGAAGAGAAAAAAACAAUCUGUCAUAUGAGAUGCUGAAUUAAGAUCUUUUAAAGGACAGAAAAGCAAAGAGAAACUUUUUGUUUGGGGCCAAAACAUUUGAAGAAAACAGGAUCCUUCUGCCCAGCAUGCAACAGCUCAAGCACUCAUAAGAUCCUCGUAUGAAACUCGAAAUGUGUGCAGAAGCUUUAAAGCCGUAGAGUGUUGGAGGAUGUGGUUAGGGCUUGAAAUACUGAGAUGAUAAGAUAUCUGCUGACCUUCUUUAUGGAGGACUUAGACAAAGAUCACAGCAGCCACAAGAAGAUGAGCUCUCAUUUUUAGACCUACUUUGAGCCCAGUAGGAGGAAUAUCUGCUUGAGAAUCUGAUCAAACAACACAGAAGGAGAAAUUACUGAAACAUCAUCACAUGAUCCUUUUGAAAUCGAAUGCAGUUGUAGUUUAAUUUUGAUUUAAAAAUGAUCAGUUUUUUAUUCAGCAGUAGGUGUUUUCACGCUUAUCACCCUCCCUCCAUAUACUGACAUUACCAAAUGUAACUCUCUCUGAGUCUUUGUGAGGCUGCUGUUAUUAUUUAUUGAUCUGAUGACCCACUUUACCAGAAGGGUAUCAUUACCAAUUUACAGUAAUGAAGGUGUUCCACUCUGUAGGAGGUCUUAGUUUUCCUCUCUGCCUUGUUGAACUCUUGUGCCCUGACCUACUGCCUCAUGCGUUGUUUCUUCCUGCUCAGAGUUUGGCUCCAAUUGCUUUGUUUUUCUUGUGGUCGAUGUUUUCUGUCAUGAAUCACAGGUUAGAAGAUGAUUGAUUUUGAACAGAGAUUUUACUUGAGUUGAAAUAUGAAGAUAUUUUACCAACCGAUGUUUUUUUAUUUCUUCAACCCCGAAGACUUAAGAGCCCCUUGUAUCAAGACCUACCUCUUACCUUUGCAUGCAGCUGACCCAGCAGAUUAGUCAACAAUGUAAGUCUCUCACUGUGAGUCUCUGUGGGUGACCCUGUUGCAGAACCUCAUGACCCAGAAAUCACGAUGAAGGAACACUGCCACUUUCUUAAGAUGUUUAUUUCCACAGUCAUGCUUUGUGAUCCUGAAAGUGUGUCACCCUUUGACUAAACCACAGCACCCACCUCUGUCAAGCAUUACUCACUUUUGAACUCAAUAUGAAAGCACUGAGCAGAGAACUCCCCAGAGAGGAUGGCUAUGUGUCGCUCCGAUGCUAAAUGGAACGGGUUUACACGUCACACUGCAGCUCAGCUGCCGAUGCAUUCACAGGCAGAAGUGCAGCUGUUAGCCUGCUUCCGCUUUAUCAUGAAGACACGUGUGUGUGUGUGUGUGUGUGUGUGUGUGUGUGUGUGUGUGUGUGUGUGUGUGUGUGUGUGUGUGUGUGUGUUUGCUUCUGCCUGCGAGCAUGUACAUUUGUUGUCAUGUGUUGUGCUCCAUUGGCAGCCAGUGGGACUGGCAGGUGUCAUGCAUGCGUGCCUCCUUGCAGUUAAGUUUUACAGGGGCUUUUGUAAGUGUGAGGUUGCUGUUCCUGCUGUCAGCAGCACGUUGUUACCAUCCCUGACCCCGGCCAACAGAGUCAGUCUCACUAAGCUUGAGAUCUAUUGUUGUAGGACUGUGUGUCUCUGUAGCUAAGCAGCAGUUGGCACGCAGCCAGACUGAGCUCUGUGUCAUGCAGAGGCUGAGAGCUUUGUUAAACACACACACACACCCUGACAUUUCACACGUGUAUUUAGGGAUGCCAGUUUUUAACAAAUUCUUAAAAGUUUCAGAGUUUUUAGGUGAAAACAAACCCAUAGUUAAUACAUUAUUAAAAUCGUGGACAAGGGUUACUUCUUAGCUUAACGGAAGGAAAUUCAGUGAGAGUCUUGCAGGGGUGAAUGACACCUUUUUUAAGUUGUAGGUAACAGCAAAAUUGCAUUAAAAAAUGAGAUAAUUUAGCAACACUGACGCGUUAAACAGGACCCACUGACUCAGACCUGUAUUUCUCUUGGUUUCCAGCGUCUCGAUCCAUAAGUUUUAAUCAAUUCCUGGCAAGUCAGCUAAGAGCUCCCAAGACACUGCUGACUGUGUGCAGUAAACAGAGUAUUUUACAUGCACACUGUUCAGAUCAGUUUUAGGAUGCAGUGACAAUGCUGCAUGUGUGCGAGUAUGUGGGAUUAACCCUUUCUGUCAGGGGAACAGGUGUAGCCCAGGCUUACAGUUUUAUGCAGUUUGAACACACCCUGCCUUCUCCACCCCCACAUUCUGGUAACACACUCACUCAGAUCCUCCAUGUUACAUUUACUGCUUUCAUCUUUUUCAAGUAAACCUCAUCUAGGGCUUGCACGAUUUUGACCAAAAAUAAAAUCCUGUUUUUUUUCUCAGAAAACUAGAUUUUGUUCUUGGUUUUUUUAUUCAGUGACAACUUCACCAAACUUCAAUUUGAAAAUAAAACAUUUUUUCUAUCAUCUCUCAAAACGAAACCUCUGAAAAUGAUGCAGUGAAUAUGCCAAGCCAGUAAGUGGCACUGUAUGCUGCCUAGGAAAUGCACAAAAGACAGAAGAAGAAUAGGGAGCAUGCUUAUAAAGGUUGUUUUGGCCAGACAGGCACAGGCGCCAUAAAAUAGUUACGCUGUGUGUGACAUAAUCGUUUCGAGAUGCUGAUAGGCAUCCACACAGAGAUGAAGUGGUAGUCGUUUACAGAUUUAUGCACUGUCUGACCCAUUUUCAAAAAGUACUAUUUACAGUCACCUGGAACGCUGUUUCUAUGUGGAUGCAACGCUGAUACGACAAAAAAAAAUUGUUUACUCCUGAAUUUAUUUCCGUGUGGACAGGUUGACACCAUCUUCAGACAGACUUUGCAGCAGGGAGUGGUUUGCUCUUCAUCCGAAACUCCAAAGCUGUACCAACUCCAACUUGCUCUUGCCCUGUUUAGCCACAAAAUGAAUGCUUUAUUUUACAAACACCAUGUUUGUUUAGACUGGUGUGUGUUGGAACUGGGGAGCUCCCACUUCAAGCCUACGGUGGCCUGGGGGCGGGAAUUUUUUAAACAUCGUCUUUAUCAAAUAAUCCGAUUACGAUUUAAAAUUGAUUAAUCGUGCAGCCCUAACAUCAUCCUGAUCUUACUUCACUCUCACAGGACUCCACUAAGUAUGUAGGCAGGAGAUGUGCUAGGCAGACUGUACAGAGGGAUCGACACUAAGAAGUGCAAGCAACACAUUAUACUUGAAUGAGACGACAGAGUUUUAUUGCCCGCUGUGCAUUGUAUUUGGCAUAAACUGUUUAGUGCAUACAGCAGUUGUAGUAAUUUUAACAUUCUUGAAAAGUUCAUUUAUUCUGUGGUAGAAAGUUGAGAAUAUUGAUGUCUAUGGUCCAACAGUACUUUAAGGUUUGGUUCCAGUGGUUAGAAACUUGAAUCAAAUACCACUGACUCAGACAAAAGCGAUGCCAAAAUGUUCCCUCUGUCCAUCACAGAAACCUGGCUCCGCUGAUGUCAUUUUGAGCACGAGUCUGUGCAACAUCGAUCUAAUGACAUUUGUUUCAGAGUUCACUUAGGGUUCUUUUUCCUCCACCAGUCCUCCCCUGCGUCGCUUCUCCAAUGCACACAUCACCAUAGGAGCUCUAUUCAUUAUCAGAGCCUUCAAUUAUGGUCUUAUUCCCCCCAUUGAGGAGCUUAUCAACACUUGGCAGUACUUUUACAGAGUUGUCAUAUUGUCCUUUUUUUUUAAAAUUUAUUUAUAAAGCCUAUAACCAGGGACGCUUCAUUCAUUAAAUUUCAUCUUUAAAAUCUAUCUUUAAAAUUCAUGGAGAAACAGCAGAUGGUGUGAAAUGACAAUGACAACACAAAUCAUAGAGUGAGUUGAAAUGCAGGGUAUACUGUUCAUUUUUUAGACUUUGCAAACAUUGCCUCCAUCUAUACUGAAUAAAGCUUCUGUCUGAUGUUACGCCUGAAGUAUUUACUUGGAAGGCCUCUGUGUGAACUUCUCCCACUCAGUCUGAUGGGACUGUAUCUUCAUCUGAUCCUCCGAACUCAGUGAGAGCAUCCAGGAACAAAGCCCUAUUCCCACUCAUCAUCAAAACACUUUACUUCCUAUGCUUUAUUCAUGAGUGGUUUUAAGUUCUCUUAGCAGAAAGGCACUCUGGGAAUUGUAGGAGAAACAUAUUCACCCUCAUUUCAGUGAAGUCUUACUGGAAAUACAGUGAAGUUAUUGCAUAUGUUGCACACUUGUAUGAUAGAUGCAAUAGCAUAUUCAUAUAAGGUUGUUUGUCAUCAAGUGGGUGGGGGUAGAGAGGCCCUGAGUGGGACCAAAACCCCAAAUGUUGAGAUUCACACGGGAUCUUCUUGAGCAUGACAGGAAGUCUGUCCUUUCCUUUUUCUCAUGCUUUCUUUUCUCAUCCAUCCAUGCUCUCUUUCCUCUGCACAGUGGUUUUCUUGAACAAAGACUCAUUCUCUGAGGUCAGUUUUUACAGACACCCACCUCACUCUCUAAAAAGAACAAGUCACAUUCACUCCCAACAUAGCUCGCUUAUGUCCCUGAUGUUCUGAUGAAAGCCUUUUUUGGGAACUUCUCUGGGAGGUUGAAGUGUGUGUGUGGGUGAUUUUUCAUUUAUACCUGCUGAGCAAUUCAGAGUACUUGUGUUUGGGUAGUUUUAUUUUCGUACUGUAAUACUAUGACUAUUAGAAAUGCCAAAAGGUGUCAUGCUACAAUCAACCAAUGAUAUUAAAAUCAAAAGGACGUAGCAAUAUUGUCGAUACCACAGAGUGACAACAAUAGGUCUUCAAGGGAAAAAAGACAAGUUUCUUCUCGUCUCAGCCUUAGUGGAUCAGAGUGAGGGGAAGUGGAAUCUACAGUACAGAGACUGUUGUCCCGUGUGCUUUAAAUGUCUGAAUUCUUUAAGUUUGGUAGAAACUCUCAUAUUAAUGUCAAUCCUCUCUUUUUCUCUCUGCAGGACAAGCAGUGCUGCUGUGAGCGACAGACUCAUGAAGCAUGAGAGGGUGGAGCUGAGACUCAGCUGACCCUUUCCCUUCCUUCUCCUCCUCUCCCCCUGUGCUCCACUCAAUCAGCACCUCUCCCCUCCUCUCCCCUCCUUUUCCCCUCCUGUCUCCCUCUACCGUGUUGGGAUCUCACCCAUCUUGCCUCACCUCCCCUUGUAAGCUUGAAUCAGCCCUGCCCAAUGUACUCCCCAGAGCAGGAAAACAUCUCCACCACCGCCUCAACCAAAGUGCCAGUGAAGUAUGGAGAGCUCAUUGUGCUGGGGUAAGCAUCAAGUGAAUGAACAGAAAUGUUUAGAAAAAAAUGGUCAAGAAGAGCCUCAAUCUCACUGAACUAUUGACUAUCUUGAAUGAAUUUGCUAUGAUUGGUUGUUCUGGUCAAUGUUCAGUCUGACAAAGGUUGAAUCAUGGCGAUAAUUAUAGUUGUUUGCUGUUCUCGCUCUGACUGUUCAGUGUUUCCAACUCACCUUUUGUAAGAGGGCUCAGUUGAAAUCACUUUUGUUACCUUUGCUUAAAGACCUGAAUAUCUGACCCACUCAUGUGUAUUCACUCCUCUGAUUUUUAUUGCCAUGUACUCCAAAGAGUGUUUUGCAGAUUUACCUUCCAUAUAUAUUUGAAAGAUGUUCAAUUUGGCAGCUGUUUGUUUGUUUAACAAUCUCCAAAUGGUUGCAGCUACUGAUAAAAUGGAAAUACAAAUGGUACAAUCUCAGACUCAAGGGUACACAUGAUGCAUUUUAUAAAGAGGAAUUAGUAGGAAAAAAAUCUGCAUUUCAUGUGGAAAUCCAGUGUUAGAAAAUACAGCAUAAUAUCCCCUAAUAUCCCCCAGUUUCUAACAUUUAAAGAACCAAAAGAGCUGGCUGAUUCACUCACAGAGUGAGGCCCACAGCACAUGAGCCAGGAUGCAUUUGGCGUAGGCAGCCUUUGCUUUGCUGAAAUACACAAACUCAGCCGUACUGUACUCUAUGGCUAAGAUAAAUAUAACUGUGGGCAAAAACAGAAAUUGUCCUUAGCCGUGAAAACAUCUGAACUAACAUUUUAAGACGCCUUCUUCUGUUGGAGAGGUAGUUUUGUUUGCAGUUUGCAGUGAUCAUCCACACAGUGCUGGAAUAAUGAAGUCAGAUUUUGCAGCUUCAGCAAGUUGUACCAUUGGCAAAGAGAGCAUCUUUAAUGAGCUGGCUUUUUUUACCCAUAUUGAACUUGGCUAGGCAAUUAUUAGGGUGCAAAUCAGCAAAACUUCAUUCAAAUUGUAAACAAAGUUCAUGUUUGUAUCGAACAGAUCUCUAGAGAGCUUUAAUGACAGAUUAUAAAGUCAUUUUUAAUACUUGAUUUAACUCAGCAGUAGUCAUCAGACAAUCUUGUGAACACCUCUGUUUCCAUCUCCCCUUUCAGUGUUUUUUGACUCAUUUCCACACACUCAGCUGUAGGAAAAACCCUCCACCCCUCCCUGUAUCAUAAGCAUAGAGGACGAAGAACUGCAUACACACACACAAAUCAAGCACAUGUUCUCCAGUAACAACUGACACUGAAGUACUUCCUUUAUCCGUCUGUCUCCUGUUUAUUCCCCAAGGGGCUGUUCCAGUCCACUCCCUGUCCCAGCCCACUCCACAGAGGAAUGCAGAUGUCAGAAAGACUCCUUACAUGCGCACACAAAUGCACAUGCUUUUUCAUGCGUGUACAUUGAAUUCACUUUCUCUCUCUCACACACACACACACAUACACAUUUUGCAUGUCUCACUCAGACACACACAGUUGGUUUCACAGCUGACUCAUAGUUUGUUGUUCUGGGUCGUGCCUAAGCGGUAUUGUCUGGGAGAUGACCGUGGAAAUUUUCCUCGGUGGAAAAAUGCAAUGAACAGUAAACGCAGUUCCAUGCCUUUACAAGGGAGAACCCCAGUUUUCCGUUUUGCUCUUCUUUUUCCACUCCAUUUUUUAUUGUAGGUCAGGCUUUUUUAUUCUGGGUCAGGCCCGCCUUUUUUUUUGAGAGGUCAACAGGGGCACUUAUCCCUUGAAGGCAUGAGUAAUCACAAUCUUUGCCACAGGCAAGACUGCUCUAAGGAACUUCUGUGUUUGGCUUCUAUCCCUGACAUCAAAACCAUGCUUCAUUGUCAGACCUACAGUACUGAUGUGAAUCCUCAAGGGCCUGUGCCAUCCUGGACAGCAAGCUCGCUCUCAAUAACCUGUGAUUUACACGUUGUAAAAGCCACAGGUCAUAGCAACACAGGCUGCACUUUUCUUCCUAUAAAACACAAAGGAAGGCUUUGGUUGAGCCACUUCAAAUACUGGUUUGGAGCAAGGUCUCCAAGGGUUUGGAUGGACAUAUUUUUUGUAGGAAACCUGUCAAAUCCUUUUAAGAUUUAACUAAGGGCUUUAUGAAAACAAUUUCCAACUUCCCCCCUUACUAUUCCCCUCAAUCCAUUCUUUAAGUGAAGUCAAUAAAUUUGAAAAAAAAAUUUGGGGAGGUAAUAUUGUAAACGUUCAUGCCUUUGCUAGCAUAUGCUGAUAGGAUUGUGUCCCUUACAUAUUUGCAGCUGUCUGCCCAUUAGGGGUGGGAGAGAAAAUCGAUACAGCACAUUAUCGCAACAUUUUGUCUGGUGAUUUAUCAUAUCAUCUCAUUGACCAAGUAUUAAUUUUUUUUUUUUAAUUAAUUGCUGAUAUGAAGUUUAUGAUAAUGGAAAAAUAAAAUCAACUGUUUAUCCAGUGAGGUUGGCAGAGGUGACAUCAUAGAACAGGAGAAAGUUAGUACAACAAAUAUAGCGCCACCUGGAGAAAGACAUUAGGAUUGCAAGCAGGGCACAAAUGAGAUGGACCUGACACACAAGGUUUGCAAGAUGUAACAUGAAAAUAAAAUACUGUGUAAAUAAGAUAAACAUAAAGGAAAGACAAAUGCUAAAUUAGCUAAACAGUUGAAAAAUGUAUAAAUCCUAAUGUAUUGUAUCGCAAUACUCACUGUAUUGCAAGAUGUUAGAAAUCACAAUAAUAUAGUAUCGUGAUAAUAUCGUAUCGUGGGGCCACAGGUGAUUCCCACUCCUACUGCCCAUCACCAAAAAUAGGGUGAAACAGUGGUAGGGAUGUAUAGAAUAAAUAAAACAGAGACCUACUAAUACAAAUAUUGCUCAAUGGCACUACUAGUUACAUAAAUAUCCAUGAGGUAGUUGUAAGUAUCGUGUUGAGACUCCAGACCAAACUCCACAGACUGCACAGAAAGUAGGUUUCAAAAAGUGCUGCACUUGCUCACACCCUGAAUGAAUUCGACAAAACCUAACUGAACAAAUGAUUUAGAGUUAGAGCCGAAACAAGAACAUACAUGAUCUGCAUUCUGACUUUUUACCCUGAAUCAAAAACGAAAACAUCCCAGCAGUUGUUUUCUGUACAUAUCAGGUCAAAUUUAGUGAUGUCCUCCUGUCCAGACAUCGCAGUUGGAAGCUCACUAUUUAGCUCAAACUGGUGCAGUUUGUCUUAUUAAGUGAGAUCAAUGUAUGUUGUACAUGGUCCCAGUAAUGCAGUAAAAUCUUUGUAAGCCAACUAGAAACGUUUCCAUGGUUCUACCAUGCUCAGUUCAGGUAAACCCUCUGGGCCUGUUUUUCAGUGGGCUGAAUAGAAAUGAACAAGAUCAAAUUGAACAAGCCAAACCAAACCUUGACAGAGGAAAGCCUGCAGAGAACACUCUUGUAUCUGACCCCCUGGCAACCCCACAUCACCAUGUUUGCAGCCCAUGCUAAUGGCCUAAUCCAGAGGAAUGCUAUCAUGUCUCUGGGGACGCUCAGGCGUUCUAGACAUCCAUGUGGCAUUUGAAACAAGUGUGCCAUUCUGUAUUGACACAGCAAAGAGGUGUUCACAUGAAUCUUUAUGCAGAUGCGUUCUUCACAAGUGUUGGCUCAUUCUUUUACCAGUCUCAGAUGCUUUUUUAGCUGUGUUGCAUUGACAGAAUUUUUUUUAUUUCUCAAGUAUUGCCUCAUGGAGAUGGAGCUCACUGAAAGAGUUUGUCUCGCACAGCUCCAUCAUGUCUUUUCAGUUUGGCUCUGGACUUCAAGAUCUAUUUUCUCACUGUUGCCAUCUGCAUAGUAACUCCAACUGUGUUUGUUCAGAAUUUUUUUUUUUUUACACACUGGCAGCCUGUGCCUGUUCUUAAACAACCUUGUAAUGUUAACACAUGUAAACAGAGACACUGAGUGACUCAGCCAUAGGCAGUAAUUAUCAAUACAACCCGUCUUUAUGUCUUUAUAGCUGCAUGUGUGGUAGCUUGUUGCUGCACACUGAGCUUUCCUUUACUCGUGUUUUCAGGGGAAAAAAAACACUCAUGCAUGUUGCUAAUUUUGGGAAUGAAGAAUACAGUGUGUAACUUUUUCCUGACUCUGCGCCUUCCUGCCUCACUGUUUGAACAACUUGUUGUAUAUAUAAACACAUAUUAACAGAUGCUAACUUGUUGCUAACCUUAGGCCUUUUACUGUUUAGAGAAUACUUGUAAACUCACACUUUUCUGCGACUCAUGGGAGCUUUGAUUUGAGCUGCCUGCUGCAACAUUUUGAGCUCUCUCCAGGAGACUGCCCUGCCCUCUCUCUGGAUACGGGCUAAACUUCACCAUGGUUACUCUCUCUUGCCAUGGUUACUCUUCCCAAAACGUUGCUGUGACUCUGUUCCCUCACCAUGGUUACGCAUAAACCCUCGCAGCGUCGUUUGAUCCCAGCAGAUCUGCUCUUUCAGAGAAACAUUUAGCUGCAGGCCGGGCAUGCUUACAACCUGUCUGUGCUGUCAUUACUGGACUUCAUGUUUACUACUUUAAAGAGAACUUUUCAGACAUUACACAUGCGUCUGCAGUCUAGGUUGAAAACAAUGAGCCUUUCUUUCUGUUUCCCUUUUUUCCCACUUUAGUGUAAAUCUUUUAAAAACUUCAGAAACCUUAAACAACGGUGUUAAAAAGGUUGAAGUAUGUAAAUGCUCUUCAAGGAAAGGCAAUAAAAUUGUGAUUAUUUCAGUUGAUCGUUAAUUUGUGAGUUGUUUGCUGAUGUUCCUUGAAUUUAAGUGCUUUGGUACAUGUUUGUUCAUAUGUAGACACUUCUACCUUAAAGGAAACUGGCUUUUAAAAAAUAGCUAAUAAGUAAUGGUGAAUGUCUGAUGAACUUUGAGCAAUUAGCCAAACAUGAAUAGAAACUGAAUCUGAUGAUGUGAGCUGAGGUUUUCUGAGAUCACAUCCACAGCAGUCCAGUAUAGUUGCAGCAGUGUAUUAGCACAGCCAGACAAGUCCACUUUUCAUGUACCUCCUGGAUGUUCUAAGAAUGUCCAAGUAGUGAGCUGUGUUUGUUUAUGCAUGUGGUGUUUGUCAAGUUGUGGUGCUGUUAGCAGGACUAUCACUCCACACUGGGAUUGGCUUGUAAUAUCUAAAACAUGUGGGCACAUGUGUUUGUUUCUGGAACCCAAAUACGCCCUUUCUUCUUUAUGCGCUAUUUCUGAAUCUUCUGCUGAAAUAGUGCAUGACCAGAAAUAUUACAUGACCUAUCAACUGAUGUAGCUUCUGUUUCAAUCUUGAUUUUUAAAAAUGGUGCUUAUGUCUGAGCCUCACUUUGGAAGUACUUGAAGAACUCAGUUUUGUAUGGGUCAGUUUACAUGAAACAGAUGAACAUACUGUUCAUGAAGUGAGAGUUGGUUCAGUAGGCUUACUUCAUAUAAGGAAAAACACAUACUAGAGACACACAGUGAGAAACCUACUGAGUGUCAGUGUUGUUGGGAGUCACAGAGACUCCAUUCUGUUGGAGGAAACGCCUCUGUUUAUUCUCCUCUCCUGGGCCAUGCAUCGGCCCAAAUGAGACUCUUUGUGUGUUUAUAUUCUCAGCCUUUCUGAGGUUAUGUUAGGAGGAGGGCUUUGUCGUUUAUGGGGGAUGAUGUGCUUUUGUGCAAAAGCAUGUAUGAAAAGUAUAGGCUAUGUGAGUGUGUUUGCUUGUAUGUAGUCCUGAAGCACGCAAGGAGUGAACCAAAUGCCUCAAUCAUGUUCCACAAUGACUGUUUUCCAGUGUGUAACACUUCUGCUCAGACAAUAACGCCCCAUUGUUUUCUUUAUGUAUGUGUUUGUUUGUUUGGGUGGGUGGGUGUGUUUGUGUGUCUUUAUGUUCUUGUGUGCCUGUGUAUGUGUGUGAAUGUGCAGGUACAAUGGCUCUCUGCCCAACGGGGACCGCGGCCGACGCAAGAGCCGAUUUGCACUUUGUAAGAGACCGAAGGCAAAUGGGGUGAAACCUAGCACAGUCCACGUCGCCUGCUCUCCACAGGCAGCCAAGGUGGAACAUACUCACACAGUCACACACACACACACACACACACACACACACACACACACACACACACACACACACACACACACACACACACACACACACACACACACACACACACACACACAUGCACACUCAGAAAUGAACUCACAAUAGUGUAUCAUUUAGUCAUCCAGAGAACGCAACCUUUCACUUGGAAACCUCUCACAUCAGCAGUUUCAGUCCUUUAAAUAUAACACUCACCUGCUGAAUUAUGUUUAGUGAAACUCUUGGUUUGAGUGUUCAAGCAGAGUAUCGCUCACAUAAAGAAAGAUAUACAAAAUGUAAAUCUCUCUGUUUCCUCCCUCCCCCUUUAAAAGAGGAUGUCUUUGUAAGGAUGUGAUUGAAUUUGUCUGACAGCAUCAAAUAAAACACACCCAGCUGAGUGGAUUUGACCCGCACAGCUUUUGUGAAAAUCUUGUUUGCUUUUUGUUCUGUAAUAUGAAAGUAACACAUACGCACACUCACUCACACACAACACGCCCAAUCAACUAGACAGGGAAAAAAAAGAGAGUUCAGCUAAGCUUUCCUGAGUUAGCAGGAAGAAGAUACAAGCCUCUCACACUAUUUGAGCAGUGGUUUUUUUAUACAGCUUUUAACUGGAACACACUGCAGGUUUAUAUGGGAAACAAAUGUGAACGCUCCAGUGGAAGGUAACUGAGCGUUUCCUAUCAAAGUCCCUAAAAGCACAUGUGCGUGUGUUUCCAUCAUCAGUCAUAAAGCUUCCCAGGAAUCCUGCUAAAUCUGUUCAAUGAACAGUGUGGAUGUAAGGCGUGUAUGAGAAAAGACCUUUACUUCUUUUCUUUUUUUUUGGUUAACAUCUGCACUUCAUGAAUUGGCCUCAAACACACAUUUGUACUAUGACUUCCUCACACAGACCAGGUCUUUAGCUGCUCUAAUUUAAAGAGUCUGGAGAAGCGUUUGUCCUUUGGGUGGUCUUGACUGACCAACAAGAUGUUGAGACUGUGCUGAGUCCAACAUGGACUACAUAAGCAAACUCCUCACUCACUCACCCCACCCUUCCCUUGCGUAACUAUUGUUCUCUGGUAGUAUCACUGAGCACAUGGUGUUUCUUCUUCCAUGAAGUAAGAUCCCUUUCAAAUCCUGACAUACAUUUAAAGUGAGACGUUUGUUCCUUCUGGACUUGAAUCUAUUCUAUUCUUCUCUCUUUCUCCUCAGGCCAUUAGCAACAAAGACCAGCACAGCAUCUCUUACACUCUGUCUCGAGUGCAGACGGUGGUGGUGGAGUACACCCAUGACAGCACUACAGACAUGUUCCAGGUACAGAGCCCAGCUUUUACCACCAGGACUGGAGUUUUACAACAUAGUCACAGCCCCCCCCCCCCCCCCACCUCACUGCUUCACCCACCCAUAUGGUUGAAACAGGGUUGACUCAUAGACCUGCAUGUGUGAGAGCAGAGGUUUAAGUUGAAGGAGGGAUAAAAAGGCAGUUUAUUUUUUGAUUGGUAUUUUCUUUGACUCUUUUGCUCUCUAGUCAAGUGUGUGUCAUCAAAAUCUUUUUAUAUUUACACUACAGGCCAAAAGUUUGGAAGCAUGACCAUUACAGGCUGAACAGUUGGGAGUAACUUCAAGUUUUUGUUCACAAUGCUUUUUUUUUAAAAUCCAGCAUGAGUUUUAUGUAUUUUGGGAUUUAUUUACUCCAUCAUCAGAUGUUGCUUUCAUGGAAAUGCACCAUUUUACUCCAUUUACCUUUAGAAAUACAUUGAUGUUAACAGACCAUUGCUAAAUAUAUGUCAGCAAAAGAAAAUAAGGGCUUAGUUUUAGGGUUGAAAACAUUUGCAAGAGUCACAACUUCAGUGCAAAAGCAAAAAAACAAAUCACAGUUGGAUUAUUUACUUCAACUUUUUGGCUUUUGGGAGUCUGCAUCAAAAAUCCUAAUAAAUCUCAACUGCAUUCAAACUGCUGCAGAAAUGGCUAGAAAGAAGCAACUGAGUAAAGAAACAAAAGUACAGAUUUGUACAUUAAGGAAAGAAGGUUACACAGAAAGAGAAAUUGCAAAACGCCUAAAGGUGUUUAACACAGGAGUCCACUACACUCUGAAGAGACUAGAGGAACCUGGAAGUCAUGAUAGAAAAAGACCUGGACGAAAAGAGAGUUACUACAAAAGCAGAGGAUGAACACAUCAUUGUCACCAGUAAGAGAGAUCGGCAAAAGACAGCACCACAAAUAAGGGAGGAAAUCAACAUGACAAGGUCGAAACCCAUAUCUCUGACAACCGUAAAAUGACGUUUGAGAAAGGCUGGUCUGAAGGGUUGUGUAUCUGCAAAAAAACACUACUUUGUCCACAAAACAAGAAAAGGAGAUAUGAGUGGGCAAAAAUUGUCAGGGUUACCCAGACAAAAAAGAAGAGGAAGGUGUUCUUCAAAAGAUGGUUUGGCCCCCUCAGUCUCCAGACCUUUCUCCAAUAGAGCUUGUGCGGGAUGAAUUGGAUUGAUCGGUCAGAAAAACGCGUCCCACGAAUCAGCAGUAUCUUUUUAAUGAACUUAAGAAAGCUUGGAAUGCAAUCCCUGGAACAUACCUUAAAAAACUUGUGGAACGAAUGCCUGGUAUAUGCCAAGCUGUUGUUAAAGCCAGAGGAGGUUACUUGAAAGAAAGCAAAGUCUAAGCAACAAUAACUCAAAUACCUAAUAAUUAUAGUCUUAAAUGUCUUUUGAUAGGUUACUCUUUACACAAUAGUCAUUUUUAUUGAGUUGCAAAUUAUAUAUAUGAAACUAUGAUCUUUUUUUGUACAAAUCUGAUCUUGCUUCCAAACUUUUGGCCUGUAAUGUAUAUUUCUGAUUGUUUGAAAGAAGUUACUUUUCUUAACACAUUUUUUUGCACCUGUUUUGACUUCCUUUCUGUUUCUUUUUUCACCUGCUUCUUUGUUUGUUACAUAUCUGAAAUAUGUUUAGAGAAGGGUGCAUUUGAUUUGGAACAUUAAGGUUUAUGUGGAAAUUCAUUCCCCCAGAAAACAUCACGUACAGGUAACUGUGGUGGUAUCUAGCAAUGUGAUUAAGUUACUUAAAGGGAUAUUGCGGCGUAAAUUUAAGUUAGGGUCAAACACACCGUAACACUGAGUUAGACACCCCCUUGAGAGAUUUUUUUGCCUACCGCUUGCUUCUCUAUUUAUACCAACAUUAGUAAUGAUCGCACGAUAGCAAUACACAGCGGUCUAUGUCUCCACACGCACUCCUCAACCUAAAAGCCACUCUAUAGCCACAAAUAAUGCUCAGAACAGCACCUAACUUCAUCAACAGUACAUACAGGGUCCCAGCCAUAGUGCUAGCCACCAAACAUCUUUUUAGCUUUGCCUGGUCUCUUUAGCAAAGAGACCAAACACAACUCACCUACUCUCCUCCAGCAGCUGCUUGUUUGUAGGGGAGCCCUGAUGAGUCGAUUAAGUGUUCACAGUCAAGGGUCAACACCCUAACCAGUCUUGAAUCACAAAGUUUGUUCAAACUGCAUUUUCUCAGGGUUUAGUCCAAGUCUUCUUGUCUGUGGUUUGAUCAUAGUACUAAUACCCAAGGAGCCUGUCCUGGUCUGUGAUUAUGAUACAGCAGAGGUGCAGUUAGCAGUCAGGGGCAGCAAAGUACCAUCAUCAUGCUGCAAUAUGUCCUCAAGGUUAUUACAGGGUUCUUCAUGUCAUCUAGCUAAAAACUUUUCUCCAAAGUCAUCUCUUUACAUGUAUCACAGUACACAAAACCUGUUUUAAUCAUUUUUUUCUUAAGUUCCAUGUCCUUUUGUUCUUCAGUCCCUCUGAUCUUGAUGUCUUGUCUAAAACUUGCUUAAAUACAUUUCUACUUCUCUUUACCAGAUUGGUCGAUCAACAGAAAGUCCCAUAGACUUUGUCGUGACAGACACUGUGGCGGGCAGCCAGAGCAACACAGACACUCAGUCAGUCCAGAGCACCAUCUCCCGCUUUGCCUGCCGCAUCAAGUGCCAGCGUACACCGCCUUACACAGCACGCAUCUAUGCAGCAGGUUUCGACUCCUCCAAAAACAUCUUCCUAGGGGUGAGUUGUUUUUCAUCCUGUGCUGGAUGUACAAAGACAUAAGAUUGGAUGAUAAAAUUCUGAGAAUCACGUGGUGACAUUUGAGCAGGAGAACACCUCAUUUUAACUUACAAUCAGUCAAACUAUUCUUUAAUUUUCCCCGCUCUUAUCACACCUGAGCAUGUCUUUUUAUUGUCUCAGGAGAAAGCUGCUAAAUGGAAAACACCUGAUGGUCAAAUGGACGGGCUGACCACUAAUGGUGUGCUGGUAAUGCAUCCUCGAAACGGCUUCACCCAAGACUCAAAACCAGGGGUCUGGAGGGAGAUCUCAGUGUGCGGCAAUGUCUUCACUCUGCGGGAGACCCGCUCAGCACAGCAACGUGGAAAGAUGGUGAGAAAAGAGUCAUAUCACAUAGCAGCACAGUCCCUCAGCUGUCUGUGCUCUCAAACUGAAAACAGAGAUGUAACAACUGGAAGGCCUCCAGGUGUACAGUCAGGAUCUGUUCAGAGUAUUUUUGGGUUCACUUUGCUGCUUUGGAAAAGGACUGUGCUUGUGGGAGUUUUAGAGGUUAAAGCUGUUGAACCUUUUGAAGCGGAGUUUUACAGAACUUUUGGAUUGUGUUGAUUUGGGUGCCUCUUGUGGACAAAGCACCUGUAAUCUCUUUGCAGAUAUCGUCGGGUGUGUAGUGAGUCUUUAAUUAAUACUAGAUCUCAAUCUGAUAAAUGAAUGCUCGAACGUAUUGCUCAGUGAAAAUACUUUUACAUUGAGAAUAUGAAAUUAAAGACAGCAUUCAAUCUUUUACACAUUUAAAAGGAUAUAGUGAAAUGAUCAAUCUUGAUGUUUAUAGUUGCAUUUGCUUUUGUAGAUCAUAAAGAGUCAUCAAUAAUAAUUUAAUUCUGUCACAACUAAGUAUCCAUUCGAAUCCAACCGGUUUUAUUUAUAUAGCACAUUUUAAAAAACGUAUAAAUUUACCAAAGUGCUGCACAGUAAAAUUAAAAGAACAGACACUGCAGAAGUAAAAAAAAAAACAUCAAGAGGAAAAUAAAUAAAAGCAGGUAAAAACAUUUAAAAUGAAAUAAAAUAAAUGAAAUAAAAACACAAAAACACAAAAGAAAUAGAAGUUCUAACCAUAAAAGACAUAAAAGGACAGAGAUCACAUAACUAUCAUGCUGAACUAAAAGCCAAGGAAUGAAAUAAGUUUUCAGACAUAAUAUAAAAGUAAAAAGAGUGGGGAAUGUUUUAAUCUGAAGUGCCAAUUCGUUCCACAGCCAAGAAAGCACGGUCGCCACAGGUUUUUAAACGAGUUUUAGGGACGAGUUGGAGCUGAUCAGCAGACCUCUAGGAGUUGGUUCAAACGGCAUUUUCUCAGGGUUUAGUCAAAGUCUUUGGCACUCCUAAAACUUCUAGGAGUGCCACAUCAACAUCUAUCAAAAUGGUCCUAGCAGUGACCUGUCUGCUGCCCUCAAGUGGCCAAAAACUAGUUGUUCUGUCAGAAUAUUUUUUUUUUUACUAAUACUACAAACCUGUUAGUAAACAGCUCAUUAUUUAUAUGCAUCAGUUUUACAACAUCACUUCACAUUCUGUCCAUGGGCUUUACCAGCCUAAUGUGAGGAUGUGCAGCUGCCUACUGUUCGACUGUGUUUAAAACUGUUUCUCAUUGUUUGCUGCAGUAUACGUAAGGGUUUUAAGAGCCUUUUUCUUUCCACAAAAGCUGAAAGAGAACCAUUUGAGUGGUAUAAAACAGUCAAACUGUAGGCUCAAAAAAGAAAACUACACUCCAGAUAUCUAUUUUCUCACCCCGACACACACUUCUCACCCUCUCUACCAAGUUGUCACUUAGGCAGUCAGGAGGGGGGGUGCAGUCAGAGCUGAACAUAAACCAGGAGGUUAUACGGGAACCGUCUCCAUGGCAACAGUUCUGGCUGUUGGAACAGUGUGUAACAGGACCGUGUAAGGGGAUCCUUAAAAUGACAUCAGAGCCUUUCAGCCAAUCCUGACUUUUCCCCAUCUCAUCGGAGUGGCGACAUGUGGCAUUUGUCUGAGUGGAUUCGUGUUUUUUGUCCUCAUCUUUCCUCUCCUCACCAUCUUACCUCCCCCACUGUUCAAAUCUUGAAACACCAGCACACAGCCAGCGUGUCCUCAGAAACGUUAAGCUGUGUCUUUAUCUGCUGUCCCACCUGUUUUCAAGCCUCUCCAGCGCAGCAUUAAUUAACGGCUCUCUUAUCUCCACCUGCCCUUUACCAUCUCCAGAGUUAACGCAGAGUGAAUUAAACACCUCUUCUGACACCGCUCAUUAUUUCUCUGCUGAUUGACAGUCUAGAUAGUGGGCUAUAGGAAAGCAUCUAUUUUCAUUACGAACAAUGACAGAGCAUGAUGGGUUGUUAUUGUGCGAGUUAAUACACAAUCACGUCAGGACCACUUAGUUAUUUGUAAUUUUGAGUGACAUUUAGGCCGUCACAAAGAGGAUUUGUGAAAUGUAUAUAGAGAUAAUUAUGCUCAUACAAGUAGACAAAGCUGAGGAGAAAGCCUACAAUUUCACCAGAAAUCACUGAGAAGUAUAAGUUGCAAACUGAAAAUGGUAUUAAAGUCAUAUACUAUAUAGUCAGUUGUCAUCAUAUUUUCAAUCCCACUGCUUUGCUGUAGUCGGUGUUUCAGGUACUUAAAUUGCCUCUCCAUCACUAAGCCUGACAUUUGCCUGCCACACAACAAAAAAGCAGAGAUGUUGAUUAAUAUCUGGCACUAACGUUCUGACUUAAGUGACUUGUUUUUACCCCUGAGCUUGUUGAAAAAGUGACCAAACAAACAAACACAGUGAAAAGUGGACUCCUCCUUACUUCAGUGAGGCAGUGAGGUAACUGAUAAGCUGCUCAGCUGUAGCUUAUUUUAGAGGAUAGAAACUCAGCUAAUGGUGUUUUUACUAGUGAUUCAAAAGUGGCUUUGCAAGUGUGUCAGCUGUCUCCUCAACAAACAGAAAAAGUGUGAGGCCCCUAUCUCCUUAUAAACAGUUAUCUUCCUCCAAUUAUUCACUCCUUCUUUGAUGAAGAUGUAUAUAAGAUUCAUGUUAUUGUUCAUGAUUUUCAGUAUCAGUUAAUAAUCCAACUACAUUUUUGAAGCCAAAAGGGAUAAAUGAAGGUGAUUCCAGUAGAGCUUGUGUGAUUGUCAUAAAAAAAAGCUUUGUAAUCUAGAGUAAUGCACCCUGCCUUCACUGCUUUUGCAAGCACAGCUCUCUAAAUUGGAUAAGUGCCCUGCAUUCAUGAAGGUUAACAACUGAAGGACUUUCUGAUUGAGUAGGGAGGAAAAAAGUCCGCUCAGCAAGUUUGCUGAGGGGGCCAAACAGCGUUUACCUGUGUUAAUAUGUAUCUAGGGUGUGAUGUUGAAUACAUAUAGCUUUCUAAAAUCUCCUGUUUGUGGUCUCACUCACCCACUAAGAAGUCCUGGGUAUAUACAGGAGGAUUUUCUGAUAGCUCUGAAGCAUUAAAGAGACGGUAAUGUUCGGUGUUCUUUGGAUUAUGCAUCAAACACAGCUUGGUCCCUGUCUUUGGAGAGGGUCACUCAGCCUUGCCAGCAGGGCAGCUGGUUGCCCUUCUGCGGUUUGACACAAGGUUGAAUCCAGCAUGAUUAGAAAUAUCCUAGUGUAGUUCACACUUUGAGGUCUGUUCUGUUGUGAAGCACUACAAAUGAGAGGAAUGUAGUUUCUGAGCUCCUACUGUGUUUGAUAAGUCCUUUUUGUGUAGAUAAAUGAUUCAGUUUUGUGUAAUUAAAUUAUAACUGCAUAGAGACUGCGAGCUUGAGGAUGUUUACAUGGAUUUAAUUUACCAAAAGCGCCUGGGUCAUUCAAACUGAGUGUGGCAAUUUAUUGAUUAGACAAACACUGUUUCAUAAUUUCAUUCCUUUCUGCUAUUGAUUGAAGGAGCAGCCUCGUGUCUCUGCAGUUGCUGCAGGGAAAAUCUAAUCUGGAGUGAAAAACAAAAACAACUAGAGUAACACAUUGAAUUCUUUCCACUCCAGUUUAGCAGCUUGUUGAACAACAGCAGAAUGAAUAUUGUUCCCGGGGCACAUGUGUGUGUGUGGUUGAGUGUAUGUGUGUAAGAGCAUCACUGACAUGCAGAGUACACAUGCUCAGUGGACCUUAGUGGGGAGAAAUGAAGGUUAAAGCUGUCACCAGGAGGAACGAUCAGCCUCAUGCGUGGAGUGACCUCACUGGCAGAGCUGAUAAUGGUGACCUCACCAAGAUCCCUGGGAGCUUUAUUUUUUUCACUUCAUGUUUUCAUCAUUCUCUAAAAGGAGUUGAUUUUCCCUUCUGUCCCUCCCUUUUGUCCCCUGGUUAUCUAAACCUGGAAUUCCCCUCUCUGUCCAAUCAGGCCAAGCCUCAGGACACCACUCCACUAAGUUUUCCACCAGCUUUCUGGCCUGCUCUCCUCCCAUCGAUGUUCUUUUGGUUUCCUGGUGUCAUCUUGACACCAUCUGUCAGUGCCUGGUUCACACAUCUGUCUGAAGAACAACAAAAAAAAAACAGAACAGUGCUGCACUGCCACCUACUGUGUUGAAUGGGUACUACAGACUUCAGGAGGCAAACAUACAUUCUCUGAUCUGUUUGUCCCAGAGUGGAGUAAGUUUGUCUCAUCGAGGUUACAUAAGGACAAGAGGCUGUAAACGGGACCUGAUAGAAUAUAUUAAAACAUUAAGAAGAAAUAUUUGGGAAACAUUAAAAUAUAUGAACAUGUCAUAUGGACACAUUGUACUAGUUUUUACACUUCAAAUAGUCUAAAUAAUAAGAACAAGUUUAUCACUUGAAAAUGAUCUGUGUGUCUGAUAAACUUCAUUAACUUUAUUUUUGUCAUUUACAGGCCCUGUUCAAUCUAACACUUUAGCAGUGGUGUGGUUAUUUGACAGGAAUAAUGCUCUAAUAAGUCGAAAAGUCACUGUAUGUAUUAAAGGGUAUUUUUAGCACAGCCAGCAGUGGGGCUCCAGGCAGAAUGUGUGUGUGUGGGGGGUCAGCCAGGCAAUGUCAGAACAAAUAUUCCCGCAGAUGGAUUUGAUCUGAAAUGUUAUAGUCACUUUCAUGGUUCCCGCUGGGUUUGAUUUGUCCUGACCUUUGUCAUCUCCUGGUUUAGUGUGACAGCAUCAUGAAGUUUUGGGGUUUGUUGUGACAAGUAGCAGUGUUCUCCUGUUCUCCAUAAGAUCAGAUAUUUUCAGGACUGUAGCAACUAUUUGUGAAAAUGUCUAAUACCCUCAGUUUAUUGUCUCUGAAUUUACAGCGUAUUAUAGAAAAGUGCUUGUGUUAUUUUGAAUAAAUUACACUGUGGGGAAAGUAGAGAAAACCAACUGUAAUGAUCGUCUAAACGACAGAUUGUGUUAAACCCUCUAUUAUAGGAUUUUAAUUUGAUAUAGAUCAAUAAAAAUCAAACUAAUGUUUGUUCAUGAGCUACAUUAGAGCAAAUAUGACCAACUGUGGUAAGACACUUUGUUCCUCUAUAGUUAUUUCCAUGCUGUUGUUAUUGCUGCUGUUGGGUUGGAGUCAGACAAAAGCUGAAACAGCUUCUGUUUACAUUUUCCAUGGUUAAGAUACACAGCCAGUCCUUCAGUUCACUGUUUAAAGAAAAAACAGGAUUUGGGUUAUGUCAGAAAACUCUACUCAACUAUGCAUCACCUCUGGAAUACCACAAUCGGCUGUUAUUAAUUGGUUGCACAAACACCGGGCAGGAUAAUGAGUCCACAAGGAUGUAGCUCUGUAUCCUGCUGUGUUUUUUAUAAGCUUCUGUUGUGUCUCACUGCUCGGUCUUCUCUCUGUUCCAGGUGGAGACUGAGAGUCAGGAGCUUGUCGACGGCUCCCUCAUAGACCUUUGCGGGGCGACCCUCCUGUGGCGCACAGCUGAAGGUCUCUCACGCACUCCCACGCUCAAACACCUGGAGGCGCUGCGGCAGGAAAUCAAUGCAGCCCGCCCUCAGUGCCCUGUGGGAUUCAACACGCUGGCCUUCCCUUCUAUGCGCCGCAAGGACACACCAGACGAGAAGCAGCCCUGGGUCUACCUCCAGUGUGGCCAUGUGCACGGUUACCACAACUGGGGAAACCACCGUGAGGAGAGGGAGGGCCGCGAGGGACGGCUCCGCGAGUGUCCGAUGUGCAGAACAAAAGGGCCGUACGUGCCGCUGUGGCUGGGCUGCGAGGCAGGGUUUUAUGUAGAUGCUGCCCCGCCUACGCACGCUUUCAACCCAUGCGGCCAUGUUUGUUCGGAGAAGACCGCAGCCUUCUGGAGUCAGAUCCCGCUGCCACAUGGCACACACACCUUUCACGCUGCCUGCCCUUUCUGCGCCCAGCAGCUCAGUGGUGAGCAGGGCUACGUCAGACUCAUCUUCCAGGGACCCCUGGACUAAAAAAAGACUACUUGACAGCAUCUUUAGCGUGAAACAGUGGGGGAUUUUCUCUGUUGGACCUGCAAUGAAAAAACUGAGAGCUCCCCCAGAUUUGUUUUCUUUCCUCUACAGUUGAGUAAAAACUGUUUUUUGGACCUUUUUGUCUCUUUCUCAUAUUUAAGUGACCUUUGUAUUGCUUUUUCAUGAAUGACGACAAAGAUUUCUAUAUUUUCAUGUGAAACCAGAGACACAAAAACCAAACAAAGAACACUGCUGGGUAAACCUUUUGUUUGUUUUUUGGAAAGAACUUUGAACAACAGUAUUUUUCAAAAAUAAUUAUCUACCGUAGCGCAAACAUACGGUUUUUAUUCCUGUUUAUUGUUGCAAUAUACAUCUGUGUACAUCUCUGAGAGCUAAUUUAAACAAAGAUGUUUAUUUAUGGCCUGGGAUUCAUCGCUUCAUCCUUUAUCUGUCAGAUACUUAAUACUAUUAAGCAUUUUAAUUUGAAAAAUACAGUAUAUUAUUGAUCAGAGAUCAAGUUCUUGGUGUGUUCUGAGGGUUUCGUUCUGUCUUUGCUCCCAUGUUCACCUCUCAGAUCUGUUUGCUGUAUUUAUACCCCAACAACCCCAACCUCUCACUCUGUGUGUCGAACCUCCAGUUACUCUUUUCUCUCAUUCUGCAUCAACAUGGCCUUUUCACAUUCAAAGCAAUAGAUUUGGAACCUAAUGCAUUAUGGGAAACCAAGUCUUCCAGGCUUGCCCUUGUAAGGCUUAGGCAGGCAGGCAGGCUGACUGACUGCUCCCUCCCUUUAAAAGUCCAAGUGACACGGUUCUGUGGACGAGUGAGUCUUUUCUGAUCACUGGUUAGCCAUGAUACCGCAGCUAUGUAGCCACAUACAAACACACAUAUACACAAACACACACAUACACACACAGACCAGGUCAGAUAUGAAAUACAUCUAAAGUGGGAAUGAACUAAUGGUACAAAAUAAAAGUAUAUUAUAAUUAUUAAAUCAGUACAGCACCAGAACAGGAUGCACUUCUCUGCCUGUAUGUGAUGUUUUGGUCUCACCUGUACAGUUGGUGCAAAUCUGGCUAGCAUAAUUUAACCAUACACAGUAUUCUGACUAGUGUUAAUAUUCGCAUUAAGCUGAGAUCGUUCCUUUCGACGUCUAAGAUCAAAAUCCUGACAAAGAGGACAUUAAACUCCAGCCAGCACAGGUUGUGUCACCUGUGAAAAUGAGUGUUGGAUGAUAAAAGACUGAUAUCCUGCAGUGUUUCAGGUGAGGUGUUUUUUUCAAUAAGCCAUAAUAAAAACGAGGAUAGACAAAUUGCUUUAGAUGGAAAGACAUUUUCCCACCUGAGCUGUGACAUGGCAGUGAGUCUCUACCAACAAGUUAGCCACGAAAUACAAGUUUGACUUAGGAUUGAUGCACACAAACACACAUGGAUACAUCAGAUUGUGUGUGCCGAGGGAGACGGUGUGACCUGAUAGAAAGCUUAAAAACACACACUCAAGAAACCUCAAGCAUCCAUGACCUCUUGCUCUACCUUCCACAGGGCUUGAGACCAAACAGUGCAGAGGAGACAGUUCUGAUAUCUUCUAAUAAAAGCACAAAUCCUCUCAAACACCUGACCAGACUCACAAAACCAUCUGCAGUGUCACUCACGGAUGCAGCCACAGUCACUGUAGGAAGACCGAGACACAAUCCAACUGUAGAAACGUCCCUCAACUGUUUUUAAAUACACAUUGAGCAUCCUUAGGCAUCAGUAGUGUGUUCCUGUGUGUGUUCAUUUGUGUGGGAGAGAGAGUGUAAUUUAUGUUAAGAAUGAUUGUGUGAGUGUAGUGUCUCAGUCAAGGAUCAUGUUCAUCACCCCUGUAUUCUGACCGCAUCACAUCAACUCGCCUCAGGGAGAAAAACAAUGACCUGUGUCAAAUCCACAGACUCAAUCCCAUACACACUCAGACAGACACACACACACACACUGUUAAGAUCCUCUGAGGAUACCUCAAAAGUGAAAAGUAUAUCAUAGAUUUAAGGUUUGUGUCCUCAGUUUAGUCCUGUUUCUGUGGAUUCAGUGUGUGAGUAAGGGCUUUAUUCUCUCUCUCUCUCUCUCUCUCUCUCUCUCUCUCUGUGUACCGUCUUUUCUACUCAAACGUUUGCCCAUCAGUUGUCUCGUCUUGCCCCCCUCUGCUCACCUAUUCGCCCACUCCUCUGUGCUUGUAAAGGCAAAAACAAAGAAUGUUUCCAGCGACACUUUUUUGUAACAACUUUAAACAAUAAAGUGUAAAAAGUGACUCACCUGAUGGUGUGCAGAGUUUUAUUUGCAUCAGCGGCUUAAGAUUGACAAAUGUUACUAAUUUAGUCAUUUAAUCGCAUUUUUUUUCUGCAAGGGUUCUUGAAAAUGAUACAGCACCUACUGUCAGGCCUCCACAAACCUUCACUUGUUGUCAUUACUGCAGUUAGUUGUGUCCAUUAGUUCAUCAUUUAUUUCCUGAUCACCUGCAUCUUACAAAAAGUUGUUGUAAUGAGCAUUUUUAUUUUCUUUUCCCUCAGGUAGAAUAAAACCCUUAAAUGAUCAUUGAGCAUGAAAGUUGUUGGCCAGUGAGGGACACCAGCUGAGUUUUACUAUCCUGAGUUACUCUGAGGUAGUAAGUGUCUGCCCUGGGAUUUUUUCCCCACCAUUUUUAAUUAGUUUAAUGCAGUUUGCUGUUCCCAAAGUCCGAACUGAGCCGGGAAAGAAGGCCUUUAGGUUUUCUGCUCCUUUUGCGUGGAAUAACCUGUAGACUAAAUUUAAAUGACAGAACAUAGUGCCUCUGAGUGUUUUUAAAUCUUUGGUGAAAACUCUUGAAAGCAAACUGUCUGUAUGCCACUGUUUUAGCUGACAUUUUAUUUUUACUGUGCUUGUUGCUGGUGUUGAGCUGUGUGAGUCUGAAUGUGUUUGUUUUUUUGUUUUUGAAACUGCUUUGCUGCCGUUCUUGGCCAGGCCCUCCUUAAAAAAAAGAUCUUUGAUAUCAGUGGGACUAGCCUGAUUAAAUAAAUAAAAUUAACUUUUGAAGGUUUGAACCAUAGACUGUGUAUGCUAUGGACAACAUGGCUCCACCUUCUGUUAUUAUACGAAUUUAAAGUCCAAUUGCUCCUUGGUAUUUCCAGAAUUUUCUCCACUUCCUGGAACCACCACUUGCACAGCAGCAUUGUAUGCAUUCGGUAGGAGAGUCGCUGUGAUGACGCUCGGCUCAAACAGCGUAUCCCCCGGGUGAGUUAUGUAAUCUGCAUACGCUCAUAGGCUGUAUCAAGUGUCAAUCAUAGAAAACAUGAACCCCCUAAUAACUUAAAAAUGGAGCUGCACAGGAAAAAGAAGAAUGGAGCACAAACCAGUCUUACAAUAACUACGUCAACUUCGCAACCAGGGGGGAGAAAGAAAUAUAUUCUGUGUCAUUCAUUUCCACAGUUUGUCCACAACUCAAUUGAGUUUGCUGGAGGAGAUGGGACUUUAUGACCUAUACUGCAGCCCGUCACCAGAGGGUGCUGUUCUCGUAGUGGCUUCACCCAGCAAGGAGGCAGAUAGCAUCCAUUCUAUAUACAGUCUAUGGUUUGAACAGACAUUGUCAAAUUACAUUCAAUAAUAAGGCAAUUGAUUACAACAGCUUCUUAACCCCCCACAUACCCAGUUCAGGUCGAAACUAAAUGAAGGCUGGUGGACACACUAAACACACAGGCACACACAGGGAUGAAAAUAAAUAAAUAAAUAAAUAAUGACAAAAAUUAGAUAAAAAUAAAUGAUAAUGAUAAAAAUAAUAAAUAAAUAAAAUAAGUAUUUAAACACACUGCACUGUGAUCUUUAAAGCUAGGCAGGGUGUGACUUCAAGCAUAAACAUGCUGCAAUCUUUUUACUGGAUAUCAAGUGUAUGAAAACAAACAGAUUUGUCUUAAUUUCCCAAACCUUGCUCAUUUACUUAGGAAUCCCAGCGCACUAAGGGUUUGCCCAUGGUUCCUUCUCUCACAUAGACGAAACACAUUUUUACAACACUGAAACAACAGAAAUAAAUCAUAAAAUAAAGAGAAGGUGGGGUCACUGAUCUGUAAAGAUAUAAACUGUAUAUGGGAAUCAUCAUUUCUGGAGGGGUCAUAUAGGCAAUUAUUACAUGACAGCCUCAGACCUGUAGUCUGACUCAGUCCUCACUGUAAGUGUGUUAUAGGACCAAAAGGUGACCGUAAGGGCACAUCACAAACGCUCUCCUUUUCAUGACGGCAACUCUACUAAAUGUCUAAAUGUGUUGGUCAGAGAGCAUUUCCUUUAUGUGCCUCAUGAGUCAGUGUGAGUUGGAGUAACCUCCCAAGCCAUGACUUGAAUUUUAUGAUUUUUUCAACUUAAACUCUCAAGCCAACACUUAGAUUAGAUCAUUAACUGAAUUUUCAAAUAUAACAAACAGGGGACCUUGUAAAAACAUUUUUAAUAGUAACAAAUUUCUUCUGUGUGAUGUACAUGUGACAGUAACAUAAUCAAUAAUCAAAUGUCCCCCAAAGACACAAAGAGUAAAUUAUUUUAUAACUGAUUUUGAGGUUUUGAUUAAAUAUUCAACACAGAUGUCUUAGUCCACUGACUGGGGACCAUGGGGAAGGGUUAUGGAACCAUGUAUUGUUGCAAUAUAACUGUGCUGUAUAUUUUAUGUCUCAGUGUAGUAAUUCAAGAUAUUUUGACCUUUAGCAUAGUUUUAACCAUAAGAGGAGUGCCUCUGAAGUUUUGUAUAGGUUUUCGGGAACCACUAUGGCAGCCUCCAGGAAGUCCUUUCCUUUUACAGAGGUACUACCCCACUCAGGCAUGCUGAACAAGCCUCAUCAGAUUCCUUAGCUGAUAAAGUUUAAUACUGUGAAGCCGUUGACAACAACACGUCUCCUUCAGCACAGGAGGUGUGAUGUAAACAGAAAAGAGAUAAUUUGAGGCUAAAGUUGACAUUUUGGAAAUAUACCUGUUUGGCGUCCCUGACAAGUUUCAGAGGAGAAGUUUCAGACUACUUUAAUGUGCCUCUUUGGUUUGAAACUACAGCCAGCUGACGCUGUUGUUGGCCUUCGAUCAGAGAUAUGUAUGAGAAAAAGCUAGCUGUCCAAAAAUUUAAGAAAGGAAAAACUACAAAUGCUUUUGAGAUGUGAGUCUGAUAUAGGCUACUGGCUCAAAUUAUUUAAAAAAAUACAGGUACAAAAACUGUAUGCCGUACAGGAUGUUUGUGGGCUUCAUUCUGUGUAUUAUUAUUGCAAAGCAAUGCCUCAUACCAGAGAUAGGAGAGAUACACCAACUUUAUCUCAUCUAACUCCCCACACGUUUCUAGUUGUGUUACUAUGCAGCCAAACAAGUUUAUCAGUAUGUAUCGAGUUGAUUUAAGCACCUAGUACAGAAGGACUAUUUUCUAAAGGACGGAUUAGAAAGGAAAUUUUGCCGAAACACUUACAAUAUACAUCGAAACUGAUGCAAAGUAAGUGGCCUACAUCUGGAGAGGCUCAGGGGAAGUGACUGCCAGGAAUCUGUCAAGACAGCUCAACAAAGAUGUCAGCUUAUUUCUUUGUCCUUGAAAACUUAAGCUCAAAAGCACUUUGAGCAAACAUUAUCACUCAAUUUAAAAAAUAUAUAUAUUUUUCAUUUUUUCAUUUCAUUUUUUUUUAUUAUUCCUAAUGGUCUCACUGUUGUAUUCUGUGGCUGUGCAUCUCAUCAUUAACAACCCAUUAUCCCAAAGGUCUGCUCUUUCCAGAUAGCAGACCAUUGCUGUGACAUGACCAUAAUCAGAUUCUGGUGGAGAGAAGUCCAGUAUAUUAUGCAGAAAGAAAGAUGUUUUACACAAAAACUGUCUGCCACAAGAGAGGAAGAAAAAAAAACUCAAGAUGGAAAAGUGAAAAAACAAAACAAACAAACAAAAAAAAAAACAGAACAAUAUUAGAAUUGACAGAAAAUGUCCCAGACG